Colletotrichum siamense is the source of this 1086-nucleotide messenger RNA. RefSeq lists its product as uncharacterized. NCBI's taxonomy places the organism in Eukaryota, Fungi, Ascomycota, Sordariomycetes, Glomerellales, Glomerellaceae. The coding region runs from base 1 to 1086 and encodes 361 amino acids. The transcript has 2 exons. The record is from RefSeq and is a predicted model, not a curated record.
AUGCAUCUAGGAUCGUCUGUCGCGGCCGCCGCGAUGCUGCUUGCCGGCUUCUCGGCAGCGGCCCCACUCGAACGCCGGGCCUUCAGUGCCGAGCUCCCGACCAGCCCCGAACAGAUUCGCGUUGUCGAGCAAGAAGCUCGUGGGUCUCUACCCAACUCUGCGCCGCCACCGAAAUUGGAGCCAAGCAGUUUGACAGCUUUCCAGCUCAUUCAGUUCAAUGAGCAGUUUGAAGUCGCCUUUUUCUCGUCUAUGUUGGAGAAUGUGACUCAGGGAGGGCCUGGCUGGGAAACAACGGAGAAGGACAAGCUUAUGGAUGCGUUGAAAGUUGUUGUUGCUCAAGAGAAGCUCCAUGCACUUGACGCCAAGGGUGUGUUGGACCAUUUCAAAGCGUUCUCGCCGGCACCUUGCCAGUACCAAUUCCCUACCAACAGUCUCAAGGAAGCCGUCGCUUUGGCUGAGACGUUUACCUCGGUGGUGCUGGGUACCCUCCAAGAUGCGACACAGCUUCUCGCAAAGAAUGGCGACUCGGGCCCAGUCCGUGCCGUGACAUCCGUCAUCGGCCAGGAAGGUGAACAGAACGGGUUCUAUCGCAGCAUCUUAGCCCGUGCGCCCUCGUCGCAACCUUUCCUUACGACUUCAAUCGCCCCGUUCGCCUUCUCCGCUCUUCAGUCUUUUGUCGUCAAGGACUCUUGCCCGUUCAAGAUGUCCUCGAUCGAAAUCCCAACCUUUGCGCCCCUGAACGUAAUGCAGAUGGCGAAUGGAGGCGAGAUUGAGGCGAAGGACCAGAUGCUUUCCAUGAAGGUCGACUUGCGAGAGGUUGUCACUGCCGGACGCUUCCUUGGCAAGGACCCCGGUGGUCUCUUCGUCACCUACCUCAAUGGACAGAACGUCCCUCUCAGCGUUCCUGUGAAGAACGGACAAUGGACCGGUUCCAGCAUCGAGUUCCAAGCCGACUUUCCGUUCGAAAAGAACAGCAUGUGGGGAUUAACCAUCGCGGCGCUGACAUUUGAGGGUAACUUCAAGAAUGCCGAUGAUAUUGCAAAGGCUACGCUUGCGGGUCCAGGCUUGAUCCAGGUCAACAAAUGA